CGACCAUUCCCUGUCUCUCAUCCAGCCGUUUGUGUGUGUGUGCUCAUCUAUUUCAGACGCUGUGUGGCAAGAAAUGUUUUCUGUAAAUAUUUUCAUCCUACUGUAUCCAUCAUAGUUCACCUGUAAGAUUUAUCAAAACAAUUCUCCGCCUGCUAUGAUCUGUGAAGCGCUACAUAAACAAAAUAAAAAAAAUCGUCGGAGAAUGUUUUGAAUCAAGUCCUACAAAUUGUACAAACAUUAAAAACGUCAAAUCGCACCAACUGUCAACACCCUCCUACACUGUACUAAAAUGUAAAACGCAAAACAAAACAAUCCGAAACUUCCCACAACCAACAUUAGCGCCAUCACAAACUGUCGACCAGCAGCGGACGGCCGAAAUUCCUGUACAGCAAAAUUCACCCGCACUGAAAUUGGCAUCUUCAUUCUAGUUGUGAAUAUUGGAAAAUGCACCACCACCAUCAACAACAACAACAACAGAAACCACCGUACCCGUUCCAGUGCCAUCAGCAGCACCAAAAUCCCGGAACCGGUGGUAGAAUGUGCUCACGAAAAGUGGUAAAUAGUUGUGAUAGUUGAAAAUUCCUUAAAUGCUCCUAAAUACAGGCAAUUUUGUCGCUGUCCGUUGUCCCCCGCCUGCUCUUCCUUCGUGCAGAUGUUUGUGGCUAUGAGAAAUUGACUUCCCUUUCUUUCUCAGUGUCUGUAUUGUUGAUCUACCUACUUGUACUUUUUUCCCAUUUGCUAGUUGCUACUGCAUGUCGCGAUGGUCACCGCCAUCGCCGCCGGUAGAUGCGAUGCUGACCGUAGAACUAGAGUAGAACGAUUUUACUCGGUGUAGAGACUGCAUAAAUGCAGUAUUUCUAUAGCUCGGCAUCGGAGACAGUCUCGAGCAGUGAGUACUAUGACGAGGAGGACGAUCUGCUAGUAGAUGGCGCUAAUGGUUACCAGGUGGCAGCACCACCGCCGUACGUUCCGAUUCGUUCCUACGACCUCAACAAGCAGCGGUACUUCUCGAGCCGGGCCGGACAUUACGGUCACCAUCAGCAACACGGUUCAGCGUUUGUCCGCCGUGGCAGCACCAGCGGAUUCCUAGAGCUACGACGGCCGGAGUUACCACGUGAGUGGCACGGUGGCGGUGGAUGUGAGGAUUCACCGUUCUACCGUAGAGAGAACUACCACUACAGCUAUAGGGACCGACACGACCCGCACAGCAAUUUCCUAAUAAUGUCCAAUGAAAGUGGCGCAGACGCCGAACGAGCCUUGAAAACGCCCCCCAAUCCGGGUGGCGACGGUGGCACCAAUACAGGCGCACCCAUCACGGCUGGCGGUGGCCCACUACUGGCUUCGGGAGAGAAUGGACCGUCCAGUCAGGUCAGUGGUUUACAAACAACGCAAAGUAACGGUACGUUCGGUGCUAACGCUGCGGCGCCUACUUUGACCCAGCAACAACAGGCGGGCGAUAAUAAUAACAAUAAUAGCAGCGGUCAGAAGGAGGCCAACGAAAGUGAACCAGCGCCUACUCCGCCCCCGAAGCCAAAGCCGUUAAUCAAGAGCAAGGGAUCGGUGUCCCCGUUACCGUUGAAGCGAGCAGCGCCAGCAGCCAUUAAUAAGCCCACGACGCCCAUACGGGAGCCCAAUGGCAAUGGCAACUUGGACGGCAGUCCACUAGCGGACGGCCAGCCUCUAGGACCUACUACAGCGCCGGAAUCAACUGGUAAUGGACCACCGGGGAGCAGCUUUCGGCAGCAACCGACGAAUCCGAACGCUCCGACGCGUCCUCUCGGUGGAAUAAAGCCCCGGAAAGGCGGCUGGAAGGGUCGACCGGACAGUGAAUCGUUUACCAACAAUAACUUCUCGCCAACGGACGACGACGAGAGUGGUCCCGUGGUGCCUCGGAACGUUAACGUGAAUCCGGUGAUAAACAGUAACGUGGUGGUGAAUCGGAAUAAGAUCGGUUCUAGUGGCGGUGGUGCAAUCGGUGGUGGUGGCCGUGGAGGUUGGGGUGCGAAUCAACGGCGCCAGGUGGCAUCCACCAGUCGAGUUCAGAGUCCUUCGGGGGCCGGUGGAAUUCCCCCAGGGGCACCCGUAGUGGGAACCGGUGCGGCCCAGGUGCCGCCCUCUAUGGACAAUCAGAGUGAUCAGUCUUCGUCUCAACCGCAGCAACCGACGACACCGGUCCAUCCGGCCGUCAGUAUAGCGGCGCGAACCUCCUCGCGUACCGACCUUUCCCUCGAGAACAUUCCCGGUCCGUCCGGCUUACUGCCGCACAACCCGGGCGUACCAGGCACCAUCGGGGGUAAUCCGCAAUCUAGGUAUUCAAACCUGUCGUUCUGGAAGGCCAGAAGGGUGCUGUUCUACCGGAAUGGCGACCCCUUCUUUCCGGGGGUCGAGUUUCGCUUCAAACCCGGGCGUGACAUUUGCACACUGGAGGCGCUCCUGGAUAAGAUCUCCGCGCGGAUGGAUCUACCCCGGGGCGCUCGGUACAUCUUCUCCAUGGACGGCGACCGGAAGUACUCGCUCGAUGAGCUCGAAGAUGGCUCCAGCUACGUGGUAUCCUCGUUCAAAGUCUUCAAGCCUGCUAGUUAUGGUAAGAAAAACGGCGUUUGGUACGCAUCGCCCGGCAACCAGGGCUGGGGCACCGGGAGCCGCCUGAGCCGCAAGCCCUCCGUCACCGAAGUGGACAACAUGCCGUCCGGCAGUCUGAAACCGAGCGCCGGCCGGGUCAUUCGGAUUAUCAACAGUCACGAUCAUAGUGUUCAAUGCCGCGUACUGCUAAACCUCCGCACAUCGCAACCCUUCGAGGAGGUCCUGGAGGACCUCGGCCAAGUGCUGAAGAUGAUCGGCGCCAAAAAGAUGUAUACCAGCAGCGGCCAGGAGGUGCGCAGCUUCUCCCAGCUGCGCAACGAAUUCGCCGAGGUGGACACCUUCUACCUGAGCAACACCCCCUCGCUUCCGGUCGGUGCCCUCGGGCCGGGUGUGAUUCCUCCCUCGCCGGCGCGACGCUCCCGUUCGCGGCUGGGUGGUUCCGUACCGGAUGACCUAUCGAAAACGGCGCGGCAGCGAGCCCGCAGCAAAAGCAGACCCCGGGUACUGUACGCACCGGAAAACGAACUGGUCCGGGCGUCGUCCGACUAUCCACUGCUGGAUGCCAUGAAGGAGGAACCCACCCGCAUCACCAUCCGGGGGCUGAGGCGUACCUUCUACCCGCCGGUGCACCAUCCGCCGGUCGAUAACUCACCGCCGGAUAAGAAAUUAUCGCUUUUCUGGGUACAUGGCUAUCGUGGAAUCGACUCAAAACGGAAUCUCUGGGUACUGCCUUCGGGUGAACUACUGUACUAUGUCGCAGCGGUGGCUGUUCUCUACGAUCGGGAAGAGGAAGCACAGCGACACUACACUGGACACACGGAGGACAUUAUGUGCAUGGAAGUCCACCCCUCCCGGGAGCUGGUCGGUUCCGGCCAGCGGGCCGGCCGAGAUCGCAAAUCCCAGGCACACGUGCGCAUCUGGAGCACCGAGUCGCUCCAGACGCUGUACGUAUUCGGCAUGGGCGAGCUCGAUUCCGGCGUCAUCGCGGUGGCCUUCUCCCAACUGAACGGCGGCAGUUACAUCCUGGCGGUGGACGCCGGCCGCGAAAGCAUUCUGUCGGUGUGGCAGUGGCAGUGGGGACACCUGCUCGGCAAAGUGGCGACCCUGCAAGAGGGCAUCUGGGGCGCGACAUUCCACCCGCUGGACGACAAUCUAUUGAUCACACACGGCAAAGGGCACCUGGCGUUCUGGCACCGCCGGAAGGAUGGCUUCUUCGAGAAGACCGACAUCAUCAAACCGCCAUCGCGAACCUUCGUCACGUGUGUUCAGUUCGAGCCGGAUGGUGACGUCAUCACUGCGGACAGUGACGGAUUUAUCACGAUCUACAGCGUGGACGCCGAUGGGGCGUACUUUGUGAGGAUGGAGUUUGAAGCGCACAACAAAGCCAUUGCCUGUCUGGUGAUGCUGUCGGAGGGGACGCUCAUUUCGGGUGGCGAGAAGGAUCGGAAGAUUGCGGCGUGGGAUUCGUUGCAGAACUACAAGCGGAUCACGGAUAUUAAGCUACCAGAGUCGGCCGGAGGCGUACGAUCCAUCUACCCUCAGCGACCGGGCCGAAACGAUGGCAACAUCUACGUGGGAACGACGAGAAACAACAUCCUGGAAGGCUCCCUGCAGCGCCGCUUCAAUCAGGUAAUCUUCGGCCAUGGCAAACAACUGUGGGCACUGGCAGCCCAUCCAGAUGAUGAGGUGUUUGCGACCGGUGGUCACGAUAAGUACGUAGCGCUGUGGAGGCGCCACAAACUGAUCUGGACAUCGUCCGUCGGUUACGAGAUCAUUUCCCUGGCGUUCCAUCCGUACGGUGCGGCACUUGCUGCCGGAAGCUCGGAAGGACAUCUGGUGGUGAUCAAUGCGGAGAACGGAGCCACCAUGCUGACGAUCAGAGUGUGCGGUUCGCCCCUGAACUGCGUGGAGUUCAAUCAAGUCGGUGACAUGAUCGCCAUCGGAUCGCAAAACGGUAGCAUCUACCUCUUCCGGGUGUCGCGAGAUGGGUUCUCGUACAAGAAGAUCAACAAGAUCCGAGGAUCGCAACCGCUAACCCACCUGGACUGGAGUUCCGAAGGCAACUUCCUCCAGACGGUGACGAUCGAUUUUGAUCUGCUCUUCUGGGACGUGAAAUCCCUCUCGCCGGAGAAGAGCCCCAUCGCCAUGAAGGACGUCAAGUGGAUGACCAACAACAGCACGGUCGGUUUCCUGGUGGCCGGCAUGUGGAACAACCGAUACUAUGCAACGCCGGCCAAUACGAUCAUAGCGACCGCAUCGCGAACCGUGGCGCAGGAUCUGAUCGUCAGCGGUGACAACGACGGAUACCUCCGGCUGUUCCGCUACCCCUGUAUCACGCCCCGAGCCGAGUUCACCGAAGCCAAGGUCUACUCCGGAACGUUGGCGUGCGUGAAAUUCCUGUACGGCAACCACAGUCUGGUCACCGUCGGUGGUACCGAUGCGUCCCUCAUGAUCUGGGAACUCACCGAAGAAUAGCCACUGUGGCCACCGUGGCGUUCAGGUGCCGCGCCACAGUCCGCCUCACCAGGUAAUCCCCCCAAUAAACCUAACCUACUAGCAAACCAUCCGAAUCAGAAAGUCAACCCAAAAGCCCUCAAAUCUCACCAACUCAUCGCCACUUCACCGAAAAUCAGUCAAACCCUCCCCAGAAACGAACCGUCGUCAUCAGUAACCGCUAGCAAUAAUCCUCCUAAUCCAAAUCAAUCACCUUCACUCCAACAAGAACAACAACAAGAGUCAGCGGGCGUCGUCGGAUCGACGACUGUGGUCGCCGACGAUCAGCGGCCGAGCCAAUUGGGAAACACAGCGGCGGCAACUGCAAACGGUACAGCUGAUCAAUGGGAGGAGCUGGACCAGUCAGCCGAUGGUACCGAGGAGGAUGAGCUGGAACACGAAGGAGACGACGAGAGGGAUAACGACGACUCGGAUGGGGGUGGAGGUGGCGUGACGGCAAUUGGGGAAGGUCUGUACGAGCGACCUCGCCGGUUGCGGUCCCGUUCGUCACGGCGUGCACCGCCCAGUGUACGUGCCGUAACCGCAGUGGAACCAUUUCCGGCUUCGCCACUGGAGGAUGAGGAGCGCACCGUCGAGUAUGCCGUCCUUCUACCGGAUUCGUUCGCUGUUCUGGAUUCAUCUUUCUGAGAUUUUGUGUUUGUAAAUGGUUAGAACAGUAGGUAGCGUAUGGUGGGAGCUGUCCGCGGGUUGACCGCCGUGUGAAGUUAUGGGCCCAUAACUUAAACGGGGAUCAGCGCGCCGGUUCCUGGUGGUUUUAUAGGGUCACAAUCUUCCUGAAAAUCUUAAUUUUCUAGUGUGUAGCUAUUGCCAUAGGGAUAGAAGAAAAGUUGUACGAACAGAUUCACUAAUUGUAAAGCAUUUUUCUAAAACAAAAGUCACAUAAACACAAACCUCACCGAGGUCACUCAUUCACUUUUGGAGCACCACAACUCUACAAGUAAGCCAUGCACACACUCUAUCCACAAAUGUUUAUAGUAGGCCGUGAAAUACUUGGAAACUUUUGACGAACAAGACGAAGGCUACUUGGAUGCCUUCCGGAUGGAUUUUCUAAACAUGUUCAGCUACAAUCAUCGUCUGUCAAUUGAAUAUUGUUGUAACAACAAAAGAACGGACAGUGUUAAAUCUUGAAACAACGAUAUCAUGUGUUACCAAACCCUAGAAAAGUGUUAUUCUUUUUAUUUAGUUACAAAAUUACAACCAUUUAUAGAGUCACCUCUUUGCGCGCAGUUUUAAAGAAGAGUGUUCUCUUGUUAAAUCGAGUUUCAAACAUGAAUUUAACAGAAAAAGUACCUUUGGGAGUUUAAAAUGUCAAAACAAACAUCAGUCCUCUGAAUUUAUACAUCCU
Aedes albopictus (Asian tiger mosquito) is the source of this 6442-nucleotide messenger RNA. RefSeq names its product echinoderm microtubule-associated protein-like CG42247 (gene DCX-EMAP). The coding region runs from base 847 to 5058 and encodes 1403 amino acids. The transcript has 11 exons. NCBI's taxonomy places the organism in Eukaryota, Metazoa, Arthropoda, Insecta, Diptera, Culicidae. Gene Ontology annotation, molecular function: microtubule binding. The record is from RefSeq and is a predicted model, not a curated record. Gene Ontology annotation, cellular component: mitotic spindle. Gene Ontology annotation, biological process: intracellular signal transduction; microtubule cytoskeleton organization.